GUUUCCUAUUUUAUGUUCUUAACCUUAUUUGAUUGGUUCUGUAAUCUGUUUCCCUAUUCAUUUUCUUGAGCAUAUUUUAUUGCCAGGGCCAUCAAGAAUACAUGGAGUCAUGUUCGUCAUCUGAAUCAGGUCCAUGGAGAUUAUUCACAGGACUAAGUGCUUGUGAAAUUUGCAAGGUUGAAGAGCUAGAGUAUGCGGAGCUCCCAGGCUCUGGGGAUAGCUGUUGUAAGCUUAAACUUAGAUUUGUGGACCCUUCUUCAAAUAUGUAUGGAAAAUCAUUUAAAUUAACUCUACCUGAAUUGAUUAACUUCCCUGAUUUUGUUGUUGAGAAAACAUGGUAUGAUACUGCCAUGAAGAGAAAUUGGUCUUCAAGAGAUAAAUGCAUGGUCUGGUGGAGAAAUGAAGAUGGGAAAGGUGGAAAUUGGUGGGAUGGUCGAAUUAUUUCAGUUCAGGCCAAAUCUCAUGACUUCCCUGACAGUCCCUGGGAAAGGUAUCUUAUCCAGUACAAGAUUGAUCCAUCAGAGAAUCAUAUGCAUAGUCCGUGGGAACUAUGUGAUCCCGAGAUUCUAUUGGAGCAUCCCCACAUUGAUCAUGAAAUCAGAGAUAAGCUGCUGUCCUAUUUCACUAAAUUAGACCACAGGGAGAAGUUUGAUAUCCAAGCACUGAAACACGUAGCUGAGAAAUUAGAGUUUUCAAACAGGUACUAAAAGUUUCUGUGUAGAAAGGCACAGAGCACUGGUAUG
This is a messenger RNA of Cajanus cajan (pigeon pea), 743 nucleotides long. Lineage: Eukaryota; Viridiplantae; Streptophyta; Magnoliopsida; Fabales; Fabaceae. The record is from RefSeq and is a predicted model, not a curated record.